Xyrichtys novacula (pearly razorfish) is the source of this 627-nucleotide messenger RNA. The record is from the annotation of a GenBank genome assembly. Lineage: Eukaryota; Metazoa; Chordata; Actinopteri; Labriformes; Labridae.
AUGGGACAGUUAUUAGACCUACGGCAGGAAAGUUUACCAGUCUCCCAGUACGCCAUAAACUUCCGCAUUCUGGUGGCCAGCAGUGGGUUUGGGGACACCGCUCUCCCAGCCAUAUUCCGCAAAGGGUUAACAGGAGAAAUAAAAGACGAGUUGGCAGUAUGGGAGGAGAGCUCCUCCCUAAACGAGCUAAUAGAAUUAAGCAUACGCAUAGAUAAUAGACUCAGAAAGAGACGGAGGGAGAGGAGAGCGGAUCAGACUCGCCGGUCACCAGCUUCCAGUGUCUGCAGCCCAGGUGACUACGCCUCCUGGCCUGACGUCAGCCCGCACCUCGCUCCUGAACACCACUCACCUCCACCGGACGAGUCCAUGCAGCUGGGUCGAUCUCGCCUCACGCCAGCAGAACGGCAGUGGAGGAUGCGAGAAAAGCUCUGCCUCUACUGCGGCUGCGGAGGUCACUACCUCGCUACCUGCACGGAGAUGCCCAAAAGGCAGGGCUCGCCAGUAGGUCGGGGGGCACUGGUGAGCCGUAUCUCUUCCUCCUCUUCCUCCCAGAUCCGUGUUCAAGGUAUGCUACACGAAACCCACCUAUCACAUGAGCUGCAGGUUCUCAUUGACUCAAGGGGCUGA